Sander lucioperca (pikeperch) is the source of this 1257-nucleotide messenger RNA. RefSeq names its product RNA binding motif protein X-linked 2 (gene rbmx2). The record is from RefSeq and is a predicted model, not a curated record. Bases 127 to 1257 code for a protein of 376 amino acids. Gene Ontology annotation, molecular function: RNA binding. The transcript has 6 exons. Lineage: Eukaryota; Metazoa; Chordata; Actinopteri; Perciformes; Percidae. Gene Ontology annotation, biological process: mRNA splicing, via spliceosome. Gene Ontology annotation, cellular component: precatalytic spliceosome; catalytic step 2 spliceosome; U2 snRNP.
AGGCCGAGUAGGGCGGGUCAUGCCGUCACCAUGCCUUCUCUGACCUAGGAAAAGAAAUAUAGCGCACUAGUAGACAGACAAUUCCUUCCAUAGCAUCGGUUUCUAUACCGUGUGAGCCAGCUCACCAUGAAUCCGCUGACUAAGGUGAAGCUGAUCAACGAGCUGAACGCACGCGAGGCGAGUCUCGGGGUGAAGGAGUCCGUUUCCUGGCACAGCGAGUACAAAGACAGCGCCUGGGUGUUCGUCGGAGGAUUUCCGUACGAGCUGACUGAAGGAGACAUCAUCUGCGUCUUCUCUCAGUACGGCGAGAUCGUCAACAUCAACCUGGUGCGGGACAAGAAGACGGGGAAGUCCAAAGGUUUCUGCUUCAUCUGCUUCGAGGACCAGCGGAGCACCGUCCUGGCGGUGGACAACUUCAACGGCAUCAAGAUCAAAGGCCGGACGAUCCGCGUGGAUCACGUGAAGGACUACCGUCCUCCCAAAGACACGGAGGACAUGGAUGACAUCACCAGGCGGCUGAGGGAGGACGGCUGCGCCCCCAAAGCUGCGGAGUCCUCCUCGUCUUCCUCAGAGGAAGAGGAGCAGUACAGCAUCCCCGUCAAGAAGCCCAAGAAAGAAAAGAAAGAAAAGAAGAAAAAGAAGAAAGAGAAGAAGGAGAAGAAGAAGGCCGAGAAGGAGAAAGAAAAGGCGAGCCGGGCGCUGCACUCCUCGUCUUCCUCUUCCUCUCCUCCUCCUCCUCCUCCUCCACCUCUUCUUCCUCCGGCCGCCGUCAGAGUCAAAGAGGAGAAGGAGGACGCCGCCUACGACAAGUACAACCAGAGGAGGACGCCGCUGGGGGCGGGACAGAACGGACAGAGAGGGAGGGAGACGGACAGGGAGAGGGAGGAAGAGAGGGGGAGGAAUCGGGAGAGGGAGGGAGACAGAGGGAGAGACAGAGAGGAAGACAGGAACUACGAAAGGAAAAGAGAGUUUGACCGGGACAGAGACAGCGAUAGACGACGAGAGACAGACAGAGAGAGAGACAGGAGCAGAGAGACAGACAGAGAGAGAGACAGAGAGGGUGACCGGAGCAGAGAGAGAGAGGAAUACGGGAGGAGGAAUCGUGAGAGGGAGGGAGACAGAGACCGAGAGGGCGACAGGAGGAGAGAGACGGGCAGAGACUACGAAAGAAAGAGAGAUGGCGAUCGGAGGAGGGAGACAGACAGAGACAGAGAGGGUGAGAGGAGAAGACAAACGGAUAGGAGAGAGAGACAGUGA